Meriones unguiculatus (Mongolian gerbil) is the source of this 2466-nucleotide messenger RNA. RefSeq names its product RAS like proto-oncogene B (gene Ralb). Gene Ontology annotation, cellular component: plasma membrane. Lineage: Eukaryota; Metazoa; Chordata; Mammalia; Rodentia; Muridae. The record is from RefSeq and is a predicted model, not a curated record. Gene Ontology annotation, molecular function: GTPase activity; GTP binding; GDP binding. Gene Ontology annotation, biological process: Ras protein signal transduction. Bases 254 to 874 code for a protein of 206 amino acids. The transcript is spliced from 5 exons.
AGGGCCGGCUCUGGAGAGGCCAGGGUUGCCCGGCGGCCAGCGGGAACGCGCUCCGGGGGGUGGGGACGCGCGAGCUCACGACUGCUCAAUGACAAAUCGAGUAGGGACGGCUGGGGUCCAGCCCCAGGACGGGGCGGGGCGCCCGUGAGAGCGGCGAGUCUGGUUGUGCCCACAGCUAGAGCGGUGGUGGGACGGAUUCUCCAGCUCCCCAUCUGGGCCAUCUGUCCACGUGUCACCGCCUCAGACCAGCAGGAUGGCUGCCAACAAGGGCAAGAGCCAGGGCUCCCUGGCCCUCCACAAGGUCAUCAUGGUCGGCAGCGGAGGGGUGGGCAAGUCGGCGCUGACGCUUCAGUUCAUGUAUGACGAGUUUGUGGAAGACUAUGAGCCCACCAAAGCCGACAGCUACAGAAAGAAAGUGGUUCUGGACGGAGAAGAGGUCCAGAUAGACAUUCUGGACACAGCCGGCCAGGAGGACUACGCCGCCAUCCGAGACAACUACUUCCGAAGCGGAGAGGGCUUUCUGCUUGUCUUCUCCAUUACGGAGCAUGAGUCGUUCACCGCCACGGCCGAGUUCAGGGAACAGAUUCUCCGAGUCAAGGCCGAGGAAGAUAAAAUCCCGCUGCUGGUCGUGGGCAACAAGUCUGACCUGGAGGAGCGGAGGCAGGUGCCCGUGGAUGAGGCCCGAGGCAAAGCGGAGGAGUGGGGUGUGCAGUAUGUGGAGACGUCAGCGAAGACCCGGGCCAAUGUGGACAAGGUGUUCUUUGAUCUCAUGAGAGAAAUCCGAUCGAAAAAGAUGUCAGAAAACAAGGACAAGAAUGGCAGGAAAAGCAACAAGAGCAAGAAGAGUUUCAAAGAGCGGUGCUGCUUGCUGUGAGCAGGACGUGGGUGCAGAGCAGCGUGGGCCACGCUGCAGCGUGAGGCUGGAGGUGGCCUCCAGCCCGGCUUCCUGCUCCCGCAGCUGCAUUCACUGUCACUUCUUUAAAUGGGACAGUAUCUGUGCGUCGGUGGCUGGCAAAGAAAAGAUGCCUUUCUCUGUGUACUGGAUCUCUUAAUUUUGGCAGGAGCUCAGAGAGUCUACCCCACCCCCACCCUUCCCGAACCAUGGCCACCACCAGCUCUAGGGACAGAGUGCUGGGGAUCAGAAAAAGUAUUGUCACAGCCUCUUAUGUCCCCUAGUUUUAGGACAUGACCAUCUUUUGUUUGAAACUCAAAAUGCUCCAUUUUAGCUGGGAAUGGUGGUGCACACCUGUAGUCCAAGGACUCUAGAGGGUAAGACAGGGAGGGUAGCCUGAGCUCAAGACCAGCUUGGGCUACCUAGCGAGACUCUGUCUCUAAAAGAAAAAAAAAAAUUACUGUCUUAUUUUCUUAGAUUUUAGAAGAGGGUCUCCAGCAAGACCCCUUGUCAGUUCUUACCAGUUUAGAAGUACACAGAAAAAACCCUAAGCUCUGAUAAUACUGAAAACAAAAGAUUUCUUUCUUUCUUUCUUUCUUUCUUUCUUUCUUUCUUUCUUCCUUCCUUCCUUCCUUCCUUCCUUCCUUCCUUCCUUCCUUCCUUCCUUCCUUCCUUCUUUCUCUCCCUCUCUCUCUCCCUUCCUCCCUCCCUCUCUCUCUCUUUCUCUCUCUCUUCCUCCCUCUCUUCUUCCCUUCCUCCCUCCCUCUCACAUAAAUUCCUGGGCCUUGGAAGCAGAAUUAGAAAGAUGACCUUCACUUGGGCCAGAUAGGCUGCACCAAGCUUCCUGGCGUCAGUGGGCCGCUCUCCGUAUUUAAAUGCCAGCCAGGUGCUGGCUGUGGGCUUUCCCUCCUCAGCACCCUUAUUUAGUGAGGAAACGUUCUGUGGGGGCGAUGCAGGCCUACACUCCAUAGUGAGCUUGUUCUCUGUGACUGGGUCACUCUCCUGUCCUCUGGUGUCCCCCUACCCCGCCCACCCACAGCAGCCAUGUCACUACGUCCCUCUCCACUCACUCCACCAGCAGAGGCCCGGCAGGCAGGCCUGUUCUUUUUCUUCCUUCUGUGACCAGUUCAAAUCAUGUCCCACAACAUGAAGCCAGUGCCAGCACUGGACCGUCUGCUACCUCUCCAGAGUCCUGGUGACUCCCAGUUUAGAAGAGGGGGAGGCCCGGGGGGGCCAUCACCUGUGGCUCCCUGGCAGCUGGUUCUGGUGGCGCUGACAGUAGCGGGGUUCCAUAGGCCGUGCCCACUCUCCGGUGAGCUCCUGAAGCUUGGUCCCGGGGAAGGGGACCCCGGGACGGCAGACUGCCGCUGAGCACACACCCCUCCCAUCUUUCAGAAGUGAACAUUUCCUGGUUAGGUGCCGAAUGUGAGUCCGGGUGGGGUGAACAGGAGCCCUUGGAAAUGGAUGGCUUUUAUGGAGGUUACGGGAACUAAGGUCUGACCCCUGGAAACUGAUCUUGUGUCACUUCCAAAGAAUCAUGGGCUUUUUCGAAUAAAAAAAAUAUAUACUUUUCA